Messenger RNA from Castor canadensis (American beaver), 1863 nucleotides. The record is from RefSeq and is a predicted model, not a curated record. Lineage: Eukaryota; Metazoa; Chordata; Mammalia; Rodentia; Castoridae.
UUUUGGCAGCAGCCCCUCCGGGCAAGGGGAAGCUGAUAUCAUAAUUAUUGGCUCACCCAGCAGCUGCCUCCCCUCACCUGAUGUCAGCACAGACCCAGGACAGCCAGGCUGACGGACUGACAGACGGACAGAGCUCCUGGCCCCCCAGACCUGGGCCCCCACGCUGACCUGCUUCACUGAGCAGGCCAGGACUGGGUGAUGGUGUCGCUACUCCCGCCACAGUCUGACGUCACGUUGCCAGGCCACACCCGACUGGAGGGUGAGCCCCAAGGGGACCUCAUGCAGGCUCCGGGCCUCCCAGGCUCCCCUGCCCCACAGAGUAAGCAUGCCGGCUUCAGCUGCUCAUCAUUUGUACCUGAUGGCCCUCCAGAGAGGGCCCCUUCACUGCCCCCACACAGCCCGAGCAUUGCAUCGCCAGGCCCUGAGCAAGUCCAAGGCCACUGCCCAGCUGGACCCGGCCCAGGCCCCUUCCGGCUCUCACCCUCAGACAAGUAUCCUGGUUUUGGCUUUGAAGAGGGCCCAACAAGCAGCCCUGGGCGCUUCCUCAAAGGCAACCACGUGCCUUUCCACCCAUACAAGCGGCAUUUUCACGAGGACAUCUUCCCUGAUGCCCAGACAGCCCUCGCCCUUGAAGGACACUCCUUUAAGACCCCGGGGGCACCGGAGGCCUUCGAGGAGAUCCCUGUGGAUGUGGGGGAAGCUGAGUCCUUCCUCCCUGGCUUCCCAGCAGAGGCCUGGUGCAAUGGGCUCUCUUACCCCAGCCAGGAGCACAGCCAAGUCCUGGGAGCAGAGGUCAAGGUCAAGCCCCCAGCUCUGGAGAGUCCUGGGAUGUACUGCUACCAGCCUCCCUUGCAGCACAUGUACUGCCCCUCCCAGCCCCCCUUCCACCAGUACUCACCAGGUGGCGGCAGCUACCCUGUACCCUACCUGGGUUCUGCUCACUAUCCAUACCAGAGGAUUGCACCCCAGGCCAGCACUGAUGGGCACCAGCCACUCUUCCCCAAACCUAUCUACUCCUACAGCAUCCUCAUCUUCAUGGCUCUUAAGAACAGUAAAACCGGAAGCCUUCCCGUCAGUGAGAUCUACAAUUUCAUGACCGAGCACUUCCCUUACUUCAAGACAGCACCUGAUGGCUGGAAGAAUUCUGUCCGCCACAACCUAUCCCUCAACAAAUGCUUUGAGAAGGUGGAGAACAAGUCGGGAAGCUCCUCUCGAAAGGGCUGCCUGUGGGCCCUCAAUCCCGCCAAGAUUGACAAGAUGCAGGAAGAGCUGCAGAAAUGGAAGAGGAAGGACCCCAUUGCUGUGCGCAAAAGCAUGGCCAAGCCGGAAGAGCUGGACAGCCUCAUUGGAGACAAGAGAGAGAAGCUGGGCUCCCCGAUGCUGGGCUGUCCACCACCUGGGCUGGCAGGCUCAGGCCCCAUCCGGCCACUGGCUCCCCCAGCUGGGCUGUCCCAGCCGCUGCAUUCAAUCCACCCAGCUCCAGGUCCCAUUCCUGGCAAGAAUCCCCUGCAGGACCUACUGGUAGGGCAUGCACCCUCCUGCUAUGGGCAGACGUACCCACACCUUUCACCUGGCAUGGCCCCUCCUGGACCUCCACAGCCUCUGUUCCCACAGCCAGAUGGGCACCUUGAGCUGCGGGCCCAGCCAGGCACCCCCCAGGACUCGCCUCUGCCUGCUCACACCCCACCCAGCCACAGUGCCAAGCUGCUAGCUGAGCCUUCCCCAGCCAGAACCGUGCAUGACACCCUACUAUCAGACACAGACCUUGGUACUGACCUGGAUGCUAUCAACCCCUCUCUCACCGACUUUGACUUCCAGGGUGAGCUGGGGUUGGGAAAGGGGAGGUGGGAUAGGACUGGAGGG